UUAAUUUGUCUCAUUGAUUCUCUUACUUACAACUUACUGAGACAUCUGGUUGACAAAGAAAAAAUCCUGCAAAGUUCACAUUCCAUGGGAUGCAAAAUGCUUACAAAUGCUGUUUUAACUUAUCUUAAUAGAGCAAGACAUCCUGAUCACUCAAUAAGUAAUCUUUUGCAUAUAUUUGAAAAUUACAAAAAAUUGAAACCACUAGUGCACAAAAUCAAAGAAAGAGCUGAAAUUAAACUUCAUACAAAAAUAUGCAAUGUUCAGUUACCAUUACUUGAAGUUCAGGAUAAUGAGGCCAGGAUACAGCCACUGCCAUCAGUGCUAACACUAACUAAAGAUCAAACUAAUGUGAAGUUACGAAGCUCUUUCCGAUUACCUCCUGACCCAAAACUUUUUUUAGCUAUAGUUUCAGAUUUCAUACCAUUGGAUAGAUUCUCACUGAAAGGUGAAAGUCCAAUAGGUGAGACGUCACCAUUGUCUAUUGAUGAGCUCUGCAACGUGCCAUCUUCUUCCUGGAUACUAAUAGAAGGUGUAUCUGGCAUUGGAAAAUCUACAUUAGCCUAUGAAAUGCUUAAGCAGUGGAAGGAUGGCACUGCAUUGCGGAGAUAUUCAUAUGUUUUAUUGUUACGUCUUCGUAAUGAAAAUGUGCAUCAACAAUGGUCACAGUCACCUGAUGUAGCACAAUUAAUUGAAGAGUGCUUAAAUGAGCAAUAUAUUGAGCCGCCAGAAAUAAAAAGCAUAUUAGAUAACAAGGGCCACAAUUUGCUCCUAAUUUUAGAAGGCUAUGAUGAACUUCCAAAGGAAAAGUUCGAGUUUCAAGUCAAUGUCUUUCAAAAGUUAAAAAGUCAUUUUGAUAAUGCUGUUGUCAUUAUAACAACUCAGCCUUCACUUUCCUACCAACUCACAGGAAAUAUUUUGUUCACAAAAACAAUCGAAAUACUUGGAUUUAGUAAGUCUAACCAAGAUCGAUACAUUGAAAUUGCUCUUAAAAAUAACACAGAUAAAAUUAAAAAGUUUACAAAAAGCAUAGUGAGCUGUCCUAUUGUUGCACAUUAUCUCAAUGUUCCCCUGCACUUAGCCAUAAUGAUCGAAAUAUUUUCUAGUGGUACAAAAAAGCUGCUGCCACAAACAAUAACAGAAUUGUAUGAGUCAUUUGUGAUGAAUUUAAUUUGCAGAUCUUCAAAUGAUCAGACAUUACACCAAAAUUUCAAAUGUCUGCCUUUGGAAAAGAUUAGCCUUCGAAAUCACUGCAAAUCAGCAUAUGAUAAUGUAUUUAAAAAUAAGAAACACAAAAUAUUUUUUGAUCCCAGGGAUUCAAGUAUAAUUGGGCUGACGCAGAAAAAAUCUAGAAGCGCAGUGGAAAUUCCUUUACUUCACUUUACAAUUCAAGAAUUUUUGGCUGCUUAUCAUGUGCAUAUACAAAACAAGCCCAUUGAGGAAAAAAUGGAAUUUCUUGAGAAUAUUAAUUGUGAGCUUCCAACAACCAUGUGUUUCAUGACUGGGCUUAUUACCAGUCAUGAAAAUAUACAGUUAAAUGAAAAUAAUUAUUUUCAACUUAAUCUCCUUCAUCAAUUAAUGGAAAUAAAUGAUGAGGCUCUAGUUUCUGAAGUAUUGAAAAAUAGAACAAUAGAGGUGUCACGUCUAUCAAGAACUCUUACACUGCAAGAUUUCUAUGUAUUAGGGAGAUGUUUCUCUCUUUCUUCAUGUUCUUGGAAGUUUGGUUUUACAUUACGUGGUUUAACAUGUGAGCACAUUAAGAUGUUUGUAUCCGGUUUUGAUGAUGUAAUGCCUCAAUCACAACAGCAUCCAAGUCUUGAGCAUAUUGUUUUAUCUCUUAACCCUAUUGGUGCUGAAGGACUAGCUACCUUCCUUAGUUUACCAUCAUUAGUUUUACGUACCAUCUCUGAAUUUUUUUUACGAGCUGCAUCAUUGAAAAAUAAUGACUGUUUUAAAGAUUGCAUAACAAAAUUUGAGCAUUUUGAUGCAUUAAAAACUUUUCUGUUUCAUGACAAUGAGUUUAAAGAAGGUGAGCAGCAACAGCUAAUUGAUGUUCUCUGCCAUGGUAAAUUGAAAAAUCUUAAGAAAGUUUCCUUUUCCAGCCUCAGCCCUCAUGAAUGUUUCACUCUUUUAUCACAAUCUCAUUUAACUCACCUUGAGCUAUAUGAACUUUCUCUUGAAUCAGUUGAAGCAUUGUUGGCCUCAUUAACUCGAUGCAUGACACUCGAAUGUAUUGAACUAUAUCAAAGUCCAAUAACUGAGGGAAUUGUAGAGAGAAGUCUUCGAUAUUCUUUGCCUGACUGCACACUCAAUGAAUUGAAACUGAUCAAUUGCGAAAUUGAUUCCCAUACUGCCAUCUCAAUCAUUGAUGCAGCUAUGCAUAGUCCAACACUUCAAGUUAUUGAUCUAAGUGACAAUGUCAUUGAUGAUGAAGGGGGUUGUUACAUUGCCAGCAAAUUGUGUGCACUUUAUCAAAAGUUGCUGCAAAAUCCAGCAGAAAAUAUUACCCAGCUAUUUUUGCAGCAUAAUUGCUUCACUGAAGAGUCCAUUACAAGGCUUACUGAAGAGUUAGUACAGUUACCGUACAAUUUUGCUAUUCACCUCUCAUUGCAAUGGAAGGAUUUCAUUGAAACGGAAUGUAGAUCUAGUCCAGCAACAAAUGUAGAGGAAUCAUCAGAUGAUAAUGAAAAUGAUUUAAUUCUACGUGGCAACAACAACAUAAAACCCAAUACAGAGUGGACUACAGUUCAAUGUUAAGUAGCUCCCAUAAAUGAACAGUCUUAAUAGCUCCCCGAUAAUUAUAUACAUGUAGUACACUUUAUUAACUUUUAUUACUUUUUACUCUUCAGUGUGCAUGAUCUAUUUUAUUUUUGUGGUUUUAUUUCUUAAUUAUAUAGUUUUGGUAUAAUUACAAUUUUCUAAUAGCAUUCCAAUAAUGUCUUUUCCUUUUCUUUAUUAAAAUACUAGUGUGCAUAUUAUCAUUAUUUAAUUUUUGCAUUCU
Messenger RNA from Amphimedon queenslandica, 2998 nucleotides. RefSeq names its product NACHT, LRR and PYD domains-containing protein 14-like. Gene Ontology annotation, molecular function: protein binding. The record is from RefSeq and is a predicted model, not a curated record. Bases 85 to 2754 code for a protein of 889 amino acids. Lineage: Eukaryota; Metazoa; Porifera; Demospongiae; Haplosclerida; Niphatidae. The transcript has 3 exons.